Spea bombifrons (plains spadefoot toad) is the source of this 2972-nucleotide messenger RNA. RefSeq names its product phospholipase C delta 3 (gene PLCD3). NCBI's taxonomy places the organism in Eukaryota, Metazoa, Chordata, Amphibia, Anura, Pelobatidae. Gene Ontology annotation, biological process: intracellular signal transduction; lipid metabolic process. The record is from RefSeq and is a predicted model, not a curated record. Gene Ontology annotation, molecular function: calcium ion binding; phosphatidylinositol-4,5-bisphosphate phospholipase C activity. The coding region runs from base 126 to 2366 and encodes 746 amino acids. The transcript has 15 exons.
CACAAAGCAGCAGAGACAGGCAGGCAGAACAGACAGACCUUGGGAGACAGACAGACAGACAGGGAGACUAAGAGACCCUGGAAGGACUGGCAGAAGAAGAAGAAGGGGCAAGCAGGGGGCAUGCAAUGCCUAACUUCUGGGACACUAUGUGUGGAGGCAGAAGGAAGCAGUACCAGGCUGAACCCAAAGUGGUGGAGCAGAAGGUCCAGUCCACCAAGGAACAUGGACUCAAAGCAUUUAGGAAGAUGGCGCUCUCCGACGAUGAAGAUGUGAAAACCAUGCUUAAUGGUUCUUUACUCUGGAAGAUUAAGGCUGGGUGGCGCCAGCAGAGGCUGUACCGUCUAGAAUCAGAUGGUAUGACUAUCUGGUACCAGAGUCGUGCAAAACGGGCCCGAUCCAAGCAGAUCUUUUCCAUCCUGCACAUCGAGUCUAUUCGCGAGGGCCGUCAGUCCGAGGGUCUCCGGAAGAAUGGACGCCGCUUUCCCGAGAGUUGCUGUUUCAGCAUUUCCUUCAUGGGAAGGAGAAGGAACCUGGACCUGGCUGCAGCAAGUGACCAGGAGGCGCAAAGCUGGGUGCAGGGGCUUCGUAAACUCAUGCUGAGAGCCGAGGCAAUGAGUCAACGGGAGAAGUUGGUACACUGGAUCCGGGAUUAUCUCCACCAAGCAGACAGGAACGGGGACGAGAAGAUGUCUUUCCAAGAGGUGAAGGACAUGCUAAAGAUGAUUAAUAUUGACAUGAAUGACCUCUACGCGUACCAACUGUUUAAGAAAUGUGACCGAUCUAAUACGGACACUCUGGAGGACUGCGAAAUCGAAGAGUUCUGCACUCAGCUUAUGCACCGGCCGGAGCUGGAGGGCAUAUUUCACUGUUACUCGGGAGAGGACCGGGUGUUAUCCGCCGAGGAACUGCAGGAGUUCCUUCUAAACCAAGGAGAAGAGGCUACUCUGGAGAGAGCUAAGGAAAUAAUCCAGAAAUAUGAACUCAAUGAGAAAGCCAGGCAGCACGACCUGAUGAUGUUAGAGGGCUUCAUGAUGUACCUGCUGUCAGCAGAAGGGGACAUCUUUAACGCUGAGCACAGUAAAGUAUACCAAGACAUGACGCAGCCCCUGAGCCAUUACUUCAUCUCCAGCUCUCACAACACCUACCUGACCAACCACCAGCUUGUGGGAAGCAGCAGCACAGAGUCCUAUAUUAGGGUGUUUAUGGAGGGAUGCCGCUGCGUGGAGCUGGACUGCUGGGAAGGGCCAACAGGAGAGCCAGUGAUUUACCACGGGCACACUUUGACCUCUAAGAUACUGUUCAAAGAUGUCAUCGCGACCAUCAGAGACUAUGCUUUUAAAUACUCCCCAUAUCCUGUGAUAUUGUCCCUGGAGAACCACUGUGGGUUGGAGCAGCAGGCGACAAUGGCUUAUCAUUUGCGAGACAUCCUGGGGGACGUGCUGGUGUCGGAGGCCAUUAACAGCGCGGACCCAGACCAGCUACCAUCACCCGAGACACUGAAGGGGAAGAUUCUGUUAAAAGGGAAGAAGCUGAGCGGCCACCUUCUGCCAGAGGAAGAAGAGACAAGAAUGAGGAUGGAAACAGCCCAGGAACUCUCGGAUCUGGUUGUCUACUGCCAAACGGUAGAAUAUCGCGAUCAGCCAGGAAGCGUGUGUGAAAUGAGCUCGUUCAGCGAGGACAAAAUCCGUAGACUGAUCAAGGAAUCUGGAAACACUCUGGUACGCUACAACACUCGGCAACUCAGCCGUAUUUACCCGGAUGGACUGCGUACCAACUCCUCCAAUUACAGCCCCCAAGAGAUGUGGAACGCUGGCUGCCAGCUAGUCGCUCUGAAUUUCCAGACCCCCGGUUACAAGAUGGACUUGAAUCGGGGACGUUUCCAAGAUAACGGUCUUUGUGGAUAUGUGCUGAAGCCAGAAUUCCUGAGGAGGGCAGAUACGUCCUUCAAUCCCGAAACCGCUGUCAGUAACAACAUGAAGAUUCUGCAUGUCAGGAUCAUAUCAGCUCAGCAACUUCCCAAACUCAACAAGGAAAAGCCAAAUUCCAUCGUUGACCCCUUUGUGCGCGUGGAGAUACACGGAGUAGGAAAAAGGAGAGAACAAGAAACAAACUACAUCCUGAAUAACGGUUUCAAUCCCUUGUGGGAUGAGAGGCUUCGGUUGGAGGUGCUGGUCCCAGAGCUCGCGCUUGUCAGAUUUGUGGUUGAAGAUUACGACAAAACAUCAAGUAAUGACUUUGUGGGACAAUAUACUCUCCCGUUCCAAAGCAUUAAGCAAGGUUAUCGCCAUGUUCAUCUGCUCUCCAAGGAUGGAGCUUCUCUCACCCCAGCCACCCUGUUCGUUCAUAUAAAAAUCGAGGACCCCUGAGGAGGUUGUGAACAUUUAAGAUCCCUGGCGUCGCUCCCAGGCCACAUGGAGGAGGUAGAGCUAGUGUGGCUGUUGGGACCUUUCUGCGUAAUCCAAGUGGACAAUGUGACCUCCUAAUCAAGAUAUUCUUCCCUGAAGAGUUUACCAAGCCUGCCAAAACAGCAGAGGACACAACUUAUAGACUUCUUUAAAAACCCAAACCAGGGCUGGCAUCUUUAAAAUGUCUAUUGAAUCCCGGAUCAGUGUUAUGCCAAUGAACUGUCCUUUGAGUUGAUCAUUAGAGGAACUCAUUGUAUGCGCCUGUAUAUAUAAAUUCAGUAAUCACUACUGAAUAAUGUUUUAUGACAUCCCAUCUUUUAUUCCUCUCUGUUUAGGAGAGGAAUGGAACCCCUUGGGAGAGCUAAUAUUUUUAAUGACAAUUUCAUUAAUAUUGGUUUUAUAACCAAGCGGUACACGAGGACUCGCUCUGCCUUCUUGAAACCAAAAGAACAAGUGCUCUUUCUUUGUAAUAAUGUAAUUUUCACCAUAUACUUAUUUAAAACAUGUAAAAAGUAGUUUGGAAAUAGUUACUUGUAGAAAUGUACAUUAAACACCAUAAUCAUUGUU